AUGUCAACGAAAAUAGUCGAAUUCGACGCCUUCAUCAAAAAAUCCAAUUUCUGGUAUGGCUUCAACGGCAUUGUGGCCUACGACAAUAUCCACCGACAAGCAGGUGAUGAACCAAAGCAAAAAAAUUUCUCAGCUCGUUUGGCAACAGUGCUGCGCCAAAUUUACAGCUUCAUUGGCUUGGUCAACUUGUUUUGGGUACUCAUCAUAGAGGCUUGUUUUGUUGUGGUCAACUUUAUAGAGAAUUCCGAUUUCUUACAAGCUGCAAGAAAUUUAACCUUCAUGGGGUUCGUUACUGUUUCGAUUAUAAAGAUUUUAAGUAAUCUGAAAAAGCGCUCACAACUCAGCAUACUCAUGCGAAAGCUCUACGAAAUCUAUCCCAAGCAGUCGACAGAUCAGCCGCCAUACGAUCUACAGAGCCAUCUGUUGCACUACAGACGCAUUGGUUUUAUGUAUGGCUUUACGCAUGGCUUCACUGUUUGCGCUUACAAUUGCCUGCCGAUGGUCAACUACUUAUUUUUGGCGCCGCUGCUGCAGCUUACAGAUGUUGAGCGCGAAUUGCCUUACUUUUGUUGGGUACCCUUUGAGUGGCGCGACAAUUGGCUCUAUUAUCCGCUCUAUGUGUCGCAGGUCUUUGCCAGCCUCACAGGCUUGGGUGGUUAUUUGGCUAAUGAUUUAUUAUUGUGCGCUGCAACUGUACAACUAAUAAUGCAUUUUCGGAAAUUGGCACGCGACAUUGAAGCAUAUCAGGCGGGGAGCUCGUGUGCUACAGAGGAAGUGAUUGCGCAACAGGCGCAGCGCGAUUUAAGCUUUCUUAGUGCAGCCGUUUAUUAUCAUAGUCGUACAUUGGCUCUGUGCGAGCUAAUCAAUGAUAUAUUUGGUCUGCCGGUUCUCAUCAAUUUCAUCUCGACUUCAUUCGUUAUAUGCUUUCUAGCCUUUCAAUUUACCGUUGGCGUGCCGUUAAGUGCUAUGGUCGCGCUAGCUUGCUAUAUGAUUUGCUCUUUCGUUCAGAUUUAUAUGAUAUGUAGUUAUGGUCAGCAGCUGAUAACAACGAGUGAAAAUAUUGGCCAUGUCGUUUAUAACCACAACUGGCUCGUUGCCGACAUUCGGUACAAGAAAAUGUUGAUUAUUAUCAUACGUCGCGCUCAAAAACCAGCUAUGCUUAAAGCUACUAGCUUUGUAAAUAUCUCAAUGGGCACUUUAGCCGAUUUACUGCAAUUAUCAUACAAAUUCUUCGCAUUAAUUCGGACAAUGUAUGCACGGUAA
Molecule: messenger RNA, 1263 nt
Organism: Bactrocera oleae (olive fruit fly)
Lineage: Eukaryota; Metazoa; Arthropoda; Insecta; Diptera; Tephritidae
Product: putative odorant receptor 85d
Biological process (GO): detection of chemical stimulus involved in sensory perception of smell; sensory perception of smell
Cellular component (GO): plasma membrane
Molecular function (GO): olfactory receptor activity; odorant binding
Source: RefSeq, a predicted model, not a curated record